This is a messenger RNA of Archocentrus centrarchus (flier cichlid), 701 nucleotides long. RefSeq names its product dispanin subfamily A member 2b-like. Bases 148 to 585 code for a protein of 145 amino acids. Gene Ontology annotation, cellular component: plasma membrane. The record is from RefSeq and is a predicted model, not a curated record. NCBI's taxonomy places the organism in Eukaryota, Metazoa, Chordata, Actinopteri, Cichliformes, Cichlidae. The transcript has 3 exons.
GUAGCACAGGACAACGAUGGAGUGCAGGAGGACUGUGAGCGAGCAAAACCGGACUUUCCAGUAGCUUUAAGUUGUUUAGGCCACUCAAGAGAGCUUUGUGUGUGCGUGCAGCUAACUUGAUAAAUCACAAUUAUAGGUCAGGUUUUGAUGGAGCUUCCUGUUCCAGACCAGACGAUGUAUCCUCAAGGUUACCCGACUGAGGCAGUUCCGUUGCAGGGGGUGAGGCAUUACGGGUUCCCUGGUCAGCCUGGAGCGGUUCAGCACACCUCUGUGAACAUCAGCACGGAGCGCCCAGUCGUCGCUGAGUCCUCCCCAGAUCACAUCAUCUGGUCGCUCUGCUGCUUUGUCUACUCAAACCCUUUCUGCCUCGGACUUGCAGCUCUCAUUUACUCUAUCAAGUCCAGAGACCGGAAGCUUGUUGGAGAUCUGGAUGGUGCACGACGUUAUGGCUCCACUGCUCGAUGGCUCAACAUUGCUGCCACAAUCAUAUUUGUCACUGGGCUUCUGAUUUUUAUUAUUACAGUCACUGCUGUUACCGUUCAGGCUACUUCCUAUUACUACAAUGGUUACAGAUCUGGAUAUUAAUUACAUUACAAUUACUUUAGUGUUGCCUCCUGCUGUGACUACAUCAUACUUGUGUUUUCCUGCUUAAAAUAAAAUUUGCAGCCUUCCAAACUUUUUUAAAUGUAUCAUAUGAAAAA